Molecule: messenger RNA, 1674 nt
Organism: Neltuma alba
Lineage: Eukaryota; Viridiplantae; Streptophyta; Magnoliopsida; Fabales; Fabaceae
Product: putative glucose-6-phosphate 1-epimerase
Exons: 8
Coding region: 1-1674 (557 amino acids)
Biological process (GO): carbohydrate metabolic process
Cellular component (GO): cytoplasm
Molecular function (GO): carbohydrate binding; glucose-6-phosphate 1-epimerase activity
Source: RefSeq, a predicted model, not a curated record
AUGGCGAGUGGAAGUUCCAGCGAGGCCGAAAUAGUGUAUGUAGAGCAGUGUAAGGGCACUAAUGGCCUCGACAAGAUCGUUCUCAGAGAGAAAAGUGGACAUUCGGCUGAGGUGUAUCUGUUUGGAGGACAAGUUACUUCUUGGACGACUAAUCGUGGGGAAGAACUGAUCUUUGUAAGCAAGAAGGCUGACUUCAAGCCUCCAAAUCCUAUACGUGGUGGUAUUCAAAUGUGUUUUCCUGAGUUCACAUUUCAAAACCGUGAAAAGUAUGGAUUUGCAAGGAACAAGUUGUGGACCCUGGACCCUACUCCAGAACUUCCAUCAGAUGACACUCAUAAGGCUUUCACUGAUUUGAUUCUUAAGUAUUCUGAACAAGACCGAUGGGAUUUACCCCACAAAUAUGAGUAUCGUCUUAGGGUAAUUCUGGGACCUGAUGGAAAUUUGACAUUGAUAUCUCGCAUUCGAAAUAUCAAUCUAAAUGGGAAACCAUUCACCUUCUCAUUUGCUUACAAUGCACAUUUUUGUGUAUCUGAUGUCUGGGACGUACGCGUAGAAGGGUUUGAAACAUAUGAUUAUCUGGACAAUUUAAAGAACAGAGAGCGAUUUACUGAACAAGGGAAUGCAUUAACCUUUGAGGAAGAGGUUGAUAGGGUAUACCUUGAUAUUCCACAAAAAAUUGCUAUCAUAGACCAUGAAAAGAAGAGAACAUACGUAUUGCGCCAGGAAGGGCUUACUGAUGCUGGGGUAUGGAAUCCAUGGGACAAGAAAGCUAAGGCCUUAGCAGAUUUUGGGAAUGAAGAGUAUCUAAAAAUGGUGUGUGUUCGGCCUGCUCGUAUAAUGGAGAAAGGAAAAAGAGGAGUUACCAUCAAGCCUGGUGAAGAAUGGAGAGGGAAGCUGGAAAUAUCUUUAGUAAAUUCUAGUUAUCACAGUGGUCAACUUGAUCCACUAGAAGCAAUCAAGUCUAGUGGAGCUAGUUCUUCUUCUGCUUCUAAGCCUGGCGGGGCGGGUACUAGUUCUUCUUCACCUUCUAAGGCUGGUCCGAGCAGGGCGCUUUCUAUUUCUUCUUCACCUUCUAAGGCUGGUCCGAGCAGGGCGCUUUCUAUUUCUUCUUCACCUUCUAAGGCUGGUCCGAGCAGGGCGCUUUCUAUUUCUUCUUCACCUUCUAAGGCUGGCACAAGCAGGGCGCUUUCUAUUUCUUCUUCACCUUCUAAGGCUGGCACAAGCAGGGCGCUUUCUAUUUCUUCUUCACCUUCUAAGGGUGGCACAAGCAGGGCGAUCUCUAGCUCUUCUUCACCUUCUAAGGGUGGCACAAGCAGGGCGAUUUCUAGUUCUCCUUCACCUUCUAAGGCUGGUACAAGCAGCACGAUUUCUAGUUCCUCUUCACCUUCUAAGGGUGGCACAAGUGGGGCUAAAUCUUCUGAUGCUUUUAAGGCUGGUAGGGCGAGUUCUAGUUCUCCUUCACCUUCUAAGGCUGGUACAAGCAGCACGAUUCCUAGUUCCUCUUCACCUUCUAAGGGUGGCACAAGUGGGGCUAAAACUUCUGAUGCUUCUAAGGCAGGUGGGGCGAGUUCUAGUUCUUCUUCACCUUCUAAGCUUGGUACAAGCAGGGCGAGUUCUAGUUCUUCGCCUGCUUCUAAGGCUGGUACAACUGGGGGACGUUCCAGUUCUUCUUAA